Dipodomys ordii (Ord's kangaroo rat) is the source of this 2032-nucleotide messenger RNA. RefSeq names its product LMBR1 domain containing 1 (gene Lmbrd1). Gene Ontology annotation, biological process: protein localization to vacuole. NCBI's taxonomy places the organism in Eukaryota, Metazoa, Chordata, Mammalia, Rodentia, Heteromyidae. The transcript has 16 exons. Gene Ontology annotation, cellular component: vacuolar membrane. The record is from RefSeq and is a predicted model, not a curated record. Bases 1 to 1695 code for a protein of 564 amino acids.
AUGACCACAGGGCAGACGGCCGAUCUGCGUCACAGCCCAGCUCCAGACCGAUGGGGCACAGAGCAGCAAAGACCGAGCCCAGAGCUGCGGCCACUCACUAAAGAUGUAUCUCCGUCAUUUCCUUUUGUUCUGUUUCAGGCUAUUUUGGCAUUUUGCUGGACUUACGUGCGUAAAUACCAAAGUCAACGGGAAAGCGAAGUUGUUUCCACCAUAACAGCAAUUUUUUCCCUUGCAAUUGCGCUGAUCACAUCGGCCCUUCUGCCCGUGGACAUAUUUUUGGUUUCUUACAUGAAAAAUCAAAAUGGCACAUUUAAGGACUGGGCGAAUGCCAAUGUCAGCAGACAGAUUGAGGACACCGUGUUGUAUGGUUACUAUACUCUGUACUCUGUGAUUCUGUUCUGUGUGUUCUUCUGGAUUCCUUUUGUGUACUUCUACUAUGAAGAGAAGGAUGAUGAUGAUGCUAGGAAAUGCACUCAGGUUAAAGUGGCGCUCAAGUACACCUUGGGAUUUGUUCUGAUUUGCGGACUUCUUCUUCUAGUUGGUGCUUUUGUCCCACUGUCGCUUCCCAGCAACAAGAACUCUACAGAGUGGGAGAAAGUAAAGUUCCUGUUUGAAGAACUUGGAAGUAGUCAUGGCCUGGCUGCAUUGUCAUUUUCCAUUAGUUCUCUCACGCUAAUUGGAAUGUUGGCAGCUAUAACGUACACAGCCUAUGGCAUGUCGGCCUUGCCCUUAAAUCUGAUCAAAGGCACCAGAAGUGCUACGUACGAGCGUUUGGAAAACACUGAAGACAUGGAGGAGGUGGAACAGCACAUCCAGACGAUCCGAUCCAAGAGCAGAGAUGGUCGGCCUCUGCCAGCCAGGGAUAAACGUGCCUUGAAGCAGUUUGAAGAAAGGUUACGAACACUUAAGAAAAGAGAGAGGCACCUAGAAUUCAUCGAAAACAGCUGGUGGACGAAGUUUUGCGGUGCUCUGCGUCCCCUGAAGAUCAUAUGGGGAAUCUUUUUCAUCUUAGUUGCAUUGCUGUUUGUAAUUUCUCUCUUCCUGUCAAAUUUAGAUAAAGCUCUUCAUUCAGCUGGAAUUGAUUCUGGUUUUGUAAUUUUUGGAGCUAACCUGAGUAAUCCACUGAAUAUGCUGUUGCCUGUACUACAGACAGUGUUCCCUCUCGAUUAUAUUCUUAUAACAAUUAUUAUUAUGUACUUUAUUUUUACUUCAAUGGCAGGAAUUCGAAAUAUCGGCAUAUGGUUCUUUUGGAUUAGAUUAUAUAAAAUCAGAAGAGGGAGAACAAGACCUCAGGCCCUGCUGUUUCUCUGUAUGAUCCUUCUGCUUAUUGUCCUCCACACUAGCUACAUGAUUUACAGUCUUGCUCCCCAGUAUGUUAUGUACGGAAGCCAAAAUUACUUAGUAGAGAGCAAUGUAACUUCUGAUGACCAUAAAGGUAAUUCCACCUUUCCUGGGCCGAAGAGGUGUGAUGCUGACGCCCCUGAAGAUCAAUGUACAGUAACUCGGACCUAUCUGUUCCUUCACAAGUUCUGGUUCUUCAGCGCAGCAUAUUAUUUCGGGAACUGGGCCUUUCUUGGGGUGUUCUUGAUUGGCUUCGUUGUGUCCUGCUGUAAAGGGAAGAAGUCUGUCAUCGAAGGAGUAGACGACGACUCAGACCUGAGUGAUGAGGACGAGCCCUCUGUCUACUCCGCGUGACUCCGGCCCCUGGUGUGGAGGAGCUGAUAGUGUCUGUCCUGCAUUUGGAAGUCCUGACGUAACUUUGAUGAGCUCUCUGGCUCAUUUAAAGUGAGAGAGCAUGGCCAAGAAAAAGCUAUAUUUUUAUGUUUUCUGAGAUAACAUUAUUGUAUCAUAGAUUAACACUGAAAAGUAUUAUAACAAUUCUAUGUAAAUACAGAACUACUGGCUUUGUGAGAGAAGUUUGUGGAAGGACUUUUUUCUUUAAUGUAUAAUAGUAUUGAAUUGAUUAAAAUCCUCAGAAUUAAUCUCUUCAUUGCUUUUUCAAGCAUAAUAAAUUACUUGUAUCAGUGCCUUA